Molecule: messenger RNA, 2370 nt
Organism: Alternaria burnsii
Lineage: Eukaryota; Fungi; Ascomycota; Dothideomycetes; Pleosporales; Pleosporaceae
Product: glucan 4-alpha-glucosidase-like protein
Exons: 2
Coding region: 1-2370 (789 amino acids)
Source: RefSeq, a predicted model, not a curated record
AUGGACCGACGCAACAGCAACGACGACGAGCCAUCGCGGCGGCUGAGCAACCCCGAUAUCUUUGGCGACGACUACGAAAUCGACCCGGACGAGGACGAUUUCAUGCCCUCAGUCUCGGAUGGCUUCCGACCGGCCAACACGAGCGAGGCAUGGCAGGGCGGCCGCCAGAACCACGACCGGAUAGGCGACGCGCCACAACGACAAGCAUCGACAUCCAAGCAUCCCGAGAGCGACUUGCGCAGGACGGCAACGCGAAACAGCACCGCCAAGGUGCGGGACUCUAUGACACAAGAUGGCCGACCACCCCUCAACCGUGGGCCCAGCCACCACUCGCCCCUUGCACAUCGCGACUCAGUGAGCUCUGCCGGGUCCUUUGCAACGACCAGCAAUUCUGAGAAUCCCUUUGAGACGGGCCCCAGCCAUCCAUAUGGCAUGUAUCCUCAGCUGUCAAUGGCACGGCCACUUAGCGUAGCAACAAGCUCCACCGAGCGCCAGCCGCAUCGAUCAAUGUCACUGCAACGGCCGACACACCCAUACGCCAUGUACUCGCAAAGCGGUAUUGUCGACCAGGAGUCGCCAGACGAGCCAGCCCAGGCGCCUGUGCCUCAGGUCCAGUCGGCUAUUCCCGUGGGAUUUCCGGGCCUGAACAACGGCUAUCACAGAGUCCUCGGACCUGAUGGCGAGGAGCAGGACAUCAUCGGGCCCGACGGACACACAGAGCAGCUUCCACCCUACUCAAGGUAUCCAGAAGAAGGUCCAACCAAGGCGUCUUUGGCAGCCGAGGCAAGCGCUUCGUCACGUGUUAUUCCUGCUCCUGUGCAGGUCGACGCAGAGGAUCCAUUCAACACCCCCGCAUCACCCGUCUCGCCGCUGAGCACUACUUCAUUCUCGCCACCUCCUCUACCUGCCGCCCCCCUGCUACCUUCUGUCACACCUGCCCGCCUACCACCUCAGAGACCCGAAACCCAGACUGGUAAUCUGGCUCCUGCCAACUCCAACUCCACCUCAGCGCAAAGCGGCACUGUUCCGGCCGACGCUUCUGACUCGUCUUCUGCAUCUUUGUUGGCGACGGAGAACCACUUCUCAGAGAAGGCGGAGCCAGUCGAGGGCAAGGUCAGUUGGCGGAAAAGGAAGCUAUGGGGAAAGGUGCCUAUGGGCGUGGCCCUUGUGGUUCUCAUUCUUAUAUUGGUCUUUGCCGUCGCUCUCGGCGCAGCUAUUGGCACCUUUGCUGCCAAGAAACAUGACGACAAUGACGAUCAAGAUGAGAGCAAAAGCCCUCAUGAGGAAGCCCAACCCCAAGUUACAGGUCAAAACGGGUCACUCUUCGACGCAGUUCCCAUCUCGACUCCGGCUGGACUGUUACCACUACCGACUGGCGCUUUCGCACUUCCUCUAGGUAUACCACAAGAGAGCAACCCUGGAUGCCUAACACAAGCGAACCAAUACUCCGCAUGGUCAUGCAAGAUGACUUUCGCUCCCCUUGUCAUAACGAUCAACGACACUGUUAUUGCUGGUGAAACUCAGCAAGUCGCGUCUAUGGGUAUUGGUCCCUCUGUGCCCCAAGGUUCCAUACUUUACGGUCUUCAGACUCCUUUACUUGAUGCCAAACCGAUGGAACUAGUGCUUGACCUAGACUACAAAGCUUAUGGUCCAGCCUACCAUUUUUCUGCCCGAUACGACAAAAUCGUUAUCCUGCCACCCGAUGAGCUCAAUUUUGGGUCAGGGCUCACAAAGCGACAGGACAACAAAUACCGGCAGCGUUUCGAGGUCAAACCUGGCGACUAUCCUUGGUACUGCUACUGGAAUAAUACCUAUAUCGAGGGUUAUAUCUAUUCUGAUGACAACUCCACAGCUGCUUCUUUCACGUCGUUUCCCACUCAAUGGCCUACGCCCACACCUGAACCAACUGACGAUGGUGAUGUAAACAUCGCCGUGGCAUCGUCAGUCGGUAGUUCUGCAAGCCCCACGCAGACUACCGAGGUGUCUGCAACGCCUUCGCCUGUCAAUCUGGCAGUGCCAGCCCCAGUUGCGGCACGAGAUUCCGCUUCAGAUGCCUCUUCCCCGCCUCGUAUGCCACCUUAUCCCCGGAUCGUCAAGAUUGAAGAACGCCGCCUCCCCGAUUCGCCGCAACCGUACUGCCAACAAAUGCUCCUGCUCGACAAUUACGAGAUAACACCAGCACCCAGCCCGAACGACAGUCCCAUCAGAAUAUGGCUGCAAGAGUCAGAUCCUAGCUAUGAAGAGUAUUUCGCUGCUCAGCCCUCUCAAACAAUCACGUUCGACAGAAAGGGUAAGCGUGAAAGCUCUCCCGAUAUACAGCGCCGUAUGGAUCCUUCGGAUGCCUGUCACUGUCAGUGGAUGUUUAAGUGA